CGCGAGGCAUUGUGGGGGCAACGAGGGCCUCGGCCGCCAUUUUGUUAGUACCGGAACGUUGUGUGAGGCGGACGCAGCGCGCGCAGAGCUCACCAUGCUGUCGGCGGCCCAGCUGCUCGAUGAACUGAUGGGGCGGGACAGGAACUUGGCCCCCGACGAGAAGCGGUGCAACGUGAAGUGGGAUGACGAUUCGGUCUGUAAAUACUAUCUAUGUGAAUUUUGUCCUGCGGAAUUAUUUACCAACACACGCUCAGAUCUCGGUCCGUGUGAAAAAAUCCAUGAUGAGAACCUACGCAAACAAUACGAAAAGAGCUCUCGUCACAUGAAAGUUGGGUAUGAAAGAGACUUCUUACGAUAUCUGCAAAGUUUACUUGCUGAGGUUGAGAGAAGAAUUCGAAGGGGUCAUGCCCGACUUGCUUUAUCGCAGAGUCAGCAAGCUACUGGUGCUGUUGGACCAGCUGGGAAGAAUGAGGAAAAAGUUCAAGUUUUGACUGACAAGAUUGAUGUUUUGCUGCAACAUAUUGAAGAACUGGGUACUGAAGGAAAGGUUGAGGAGGCUCAAGGGAUGAUGAAGUUGGUUGAACAGUUAAAAGAAGAAAGGGAGCUUCUCAAGUCUUCAACAUCGACAAUUGAAAGCUUUGCAGCUCAGGAGAAGCAGAUGGAGGUCUGUGAAGUUUGUGGUGCCUUUUUAAUUGUUGGAGAUGCCCAGUCGCGGGUAGAUGACCAUCUCAUGGGAAAGCAACACAUGGGCUAUGCCAAGAUUAAAAAUACAGUUGAGGAGUUAAAGGAAAAAUUACGCAAGAAAACAGAAGAGCCGGAGCGUGAUGAUCGGUUAAAGAAAGAGAAAGAAGAAAAAGAUCGUGAAAAAGAGAAGGAACGUGAAAGGGAAGAAAAAGAGAAGAAACGACGCAAAGAAGAAGAAGAAAAAGAAAAGGAGAGACAUCGGGAAAGAGAAAAACGCAAAAGAAGUCGUUCUCAUAGCAGAAACUCGAGCAGAACCUCAGACAGACGUGGAAGUCGAUCACGUGACCACAAAAGAUCAAGAAGCAGAGACCGGGAUAGAGAUCGUAGGCGAAGUCGGAGUAGAGAACGUAAAAGAAGUGGGAGUCACACAAGAACUGAGCGAACAGAUCGGAAGCACAGAUCACGCAGCCGUGAGAAAAGGCGAUCAAAAAGUCGAGAGCGCAGAUCAUACAAACAUAAGAGCAAAGAGAGAGAACGCGAGAGGAAGUCCAAGGAAAGGGAAAAGCGAAGCUCUGACAAGAAGAGUAGGAAAUCCAGCAGUCGGGAAAAGCAGAGUGAAUCAAGAAAAUCUGAAUCUAAGGAUUUGGCUACCCAGAUCGAGGUCAAUGGGGCCAGUGAAGGCAUAAAAUCUGAAGGUGACACUCAGUCCAAUUAAAACUGAUCUGAUUUGACCUCUGAUCAGUCUGAGGACUACGUAAUCAAGUCUCGGACGUCCCACAGUAUCUUAAUUGAAGAUCUUCUAUAAAUGAGGUGACAGAAAGCUGUAAUGAAAAUGCUCAUUUAGAAUUGGUUUUAAACAAUUAAGAUGAGAACUGAUGUAAAUUUUUCUAUAGUGACAACGUGGUGCAUUUGCCAUGCUGAUAUGUGUCCUGGCUCAGGCAUACAGGCCCUACAGUAGCAACAUUACAUACACUUGGCCUGCACAUUGUUUAAAUACCAGCUUUUUCCGGACUUGGAAACACAAAGUUAUGUUUGUGAACCACGUAAAACAAUGUUUUCUUUUUUUAUUUUAUUGUUUUCCUUUUUAUUACAAGUAGACUUUAGAGCCUAUAAUAUAAAUAAAAGCAUCGUUACUGUUGUAAAUGUGCUAUGUUGUCUUUUGGCAUGGUAUUAAAUGCUUUUUUCUUUUUUUCAAAUAAAUUUGACUCGCAGUU
Molecule: messenger RNA, 1898 nt
Organism: Pelobates fuscus (common spadefoot toad)
Lineage: Eukaryota; Metazoa; Chordata; Amphibia; Anura; Pelobatidae
Gene: LUC7L3
Product: LUC7 like 3 pre-mRNA splicing factor
Exons: 11
Coding region: 95-1399 (434 amino acids)
Biological process (GO): mRNA splice site recognition
Cellular component (GO): U1 snRNP; U2-type prespliceosome
Molecular function (GO): mRNA binding
Source: RefSeq, a predicted model, not a curated record